AUGGCCUGUAUAUUCUGCAAAAUCAUCAAGGGAGAAAUCCCUUCCAUGAAGCUCUUCGAGAGCGACAAGACCUUCGCUUUUCUUGACAUCCAGCCGCUAAGCUACGGCCACUCCCUCAUAAUCCCGAAGCACCACGGCGCGAAGCUCACCGACAUCCCCGACGACCAACUACACGAGAUUCUGCCCGUCGCAAAGAAGAUCGCGGCAGCAUCCGGCUGCGACGACUACAACAUCCUGCAGAACAAUGGUCGGCUGGCGCAUCAGGUUGUCGACCAUGUCCACUUCCACAUGAUACCCAAACCGAACGAGAAGGAAGGGCUGGGGAUCGGUUGGCCAGCGCAGAACGCGGACAAGGACAAGCUGCAGAAGCUGCUGGAGGAAAUCAAGGCGAAGAUGUAG
This is a messenger RNA of Coniosporium apollinis CBS 100218, 399 nucleotides long. Its product is annotated as hit family protein 1. Lineage: Eukaryota; Fungi; Ascomycota; Dothideomycetes. The transcript is spliced from 5 exons. Gene Ontology annotation, biological process: nucleotide metabolic process. The coding region runs from base 1 to 399 and encodes 132 amino acids. Gene Ontology annotation, molecular function: catalytic activity. The record is from RefSeq and is a predicted model, not a curated record.